Messenger RNA from Penicillium soppii, 504 nucleotides. RefSeq names its product short coiled-coil protein. NCBI's taxonomy places the organism in Eukaryota, Fungi, Ascomycota, Eurotiomycetes, Eurotiales, Aspergillaceae. Gene Ontology annotation, cellular component: trans-Golgi network. The transcript has 2 exons. The record is from RefSeq and is a predicted model, not a curated record. Bases 1 to 504 code for a protein of 167 amino acids.
AUGGCAACGGAUGCAGAAAUGACUGAAGCCUGUCCUGUUGAUACCUUGCCGCAACCGAACGACGGUGGCCGCAUGCACAUGUCAUCCCUUUCAUCAUCUUCAUCUAUAUCCGACGCAGAAACAGAGCGGCGAGGCCGAUCAGAACGUCCACGAAUGGCGAGCCGAAAACCCAGUGCUUCGAUUCUGGUCCCGAGGGACCAUCCCGAAAUUGAGAUCGAGGAGGAAGAGUUUCCUCCCGAUGACGCCCGUGCCAUGAGUCCACGACGCAAUUCAGCCGAUUUGGAGCGUUUGGGCAAGGAGGCACGACAAACCCUUCAGGAACAAGCCAAAUCACUUCAAUCAUCCCUUCAGGCUCUCGCCGAACGCAUCGAUGCUGUCAAAUCAGAUCAUGACAAGCUAGAAAACGAAAACAAAAUACUACAAGACUACAUCGGUGGCCUCACUCGCAAUAUGACCAAGAGCGAAAUGACCCGCAGUACGAAAGCACGCAAAGCCCAGAAGUAA